Trichomonas vaginalis G3 is the source of this 1149-nucleotide messenger RNA. RefSeq lists its product as uncharacterized. NCBI's taxonomy places the organism in Eukaryota, Parabasalia, Trichomonadida, Trichomonadidae. The transcript has a single exon. The record is from RefSeq and is a predicted model, not a curated record. Bases 1 to 1149 code for a protein of 382 amino acids.
AUGUCGAUUCUAAAUUAUAACGAAGAUGAUUCUUCCUAUUCAUAUUAUUCAUAUUCAGCAUCGGAUGAUGAUAAGGACAAGGAAGACUCAAGCAGUGAUUUGUUUAGCGAUGACGAAGUCGAAGAUAAAAAGAAAAAACCGGCUCCUGACCAACCAAAAGAAGAAAAGAAAGAAACUAAAGAGGAAAUACCAGAUAAUGAUGGGUAUGGCGGUAUUAUGUUUAAUACAAAAUCUCCAGCGCAACCAUCUUUUAAAUUGAUUGCAAGCGACAGUGAAUCAUCAUCAGAUUCUGAUAUACCAUUCACAAAACGGUUCAUUCAACAGAAAGAGAGCGAUAACAAAGAAUCUAAAGCGAAAGAUAAAAAAGAAAAUAAGAAAUCAGACAAAUCAGAUGAAAAGAAACAUGAGAAAAUACACGAGCCACCCAAACAACCUGAACAAAUUACUCCGAUUAACCAAAAACCACCAGAACAACCUAAAGCAGAUGAAUCGAAAAUUAAACCAGUACAAGUUCCAUUAUCUAAAUCAAAUAGUAAUACGAAAUCCACAUCAAGUUCGUCAGACCUAGUAUUCCCUCCUCCAGUUGAAGAACUUCCUGGAGAUAAACCAUCAAAAUCUCAUUCUUCAACAGAAGGCCAUUCUGAUGAAAUGAAGAUCGGAUUACCACCUCCUAUCGAAGAGCUACCAGGGGAAGGCCAACAAAACAAAGAUGACGAAGAUUCAGAAGAUCUCUUCCCAGAAGGCAUUGAACAGGCUCCAGAGGUUGAAAACCCUCAGUUCAUGGAAGGAGUUACCCAGCAAGCCGACGCCGACUUCGAUGAUAACAUUCAUCUCUUCUCAGAUAUUUCGGACUCAGAUGACGACAUUAACAACUACAAUGUAACGAAACCAGCACCUCUAGCAAAGACUACAUUAGAUACCCGUAGGCAAAUAGCUCCUUCUGGCUCUCUUCCGAUUUUUGGACUCAAUAAUACUUUACCUGUUAAUAAAUUCGCACAGCCAUUCAUUCCACCAGAAGCUCAGCCAAGAGCUGUUAACUGGUUGGAGUUCCAACUCCAGGAUAUUCCUAAUUACGAUCCUUCCCCUUAUGAUAAGAUGUUAACUACGGAAUUUACUACUGAAUCACUCCUUGCAUACGCUAAGCAGUAA